Messenger RNA from Ilex paraguariensis (yerba mate), 996 nucleotides. The record is from the annotation of a GenBank genome assembly. NCBI's taxonomy places the organism in Eukaryota, Viridiplantae, Streptophyta, Magnoliopsida, Aquifoliales, Aquifoliaceae.
UGAUAUUGGCAAUUCUUGUUGCACAGUUUUUUUUUUCCCCCGAAAAUUUGAAUUUUCACGUCUGCUUGUAUUUAGUUCACUACUUUAUUGGGGCAUCUUCAACAUGGAGCAAAAGGGGGUGGGAAACAGGAGAGGAAGGAAGAGAAUCUCUGUGACUUCCCUAUGCAUUGUAAAUCUCUGUAUGAUUUGGUUUAUCCCCUCUGUCAAUGCCCAAACCUCUUCAAAUGGUGAAAAUUUUCCUCUGAUGAACUUGGGAAGAGUUCAUGUGCAGCAUGGCGAUUCCCACAUAGUGCCCCAAAUACACACUCUUUCUCUUCAGAACCCCAAUAGUGGAACAAUAGCAGAUCUAAGAUCAUGGAGGAGUCGAUAUGUCUUGCAUCACCAUCGCCACCUACGAACUGUCCAUGGAACUGUAAACAUCAUCGGAUGGGGAAUGCUGUUGCCCAUUGGAGUGAUUAUCGCGAGGUACUACAAGAAACUGCCAUUGCAGUACAAUGAAUGGUAUUCUCUGCACAUUCUCUGUCAAGUCUCAGGAUUCCUAAUGGGCACAAUUGGAUGGGGACUUGGUCUGUCUCUCAGGCAUAUGAACAAACAUCACGCCAUGAGUACACAUGGGAUUCUUGGUACCAUUAUAUUCACCUUCGCAACAAUCCAAGUACUGGCCAUUUGUUUGCAGCCAAGGGAAGAACACAAAUGCCGAAAAUUCUGGGUGAUAUAUCAUCAGCUUCUGGGAUAUGCUUUGAUUGUUCUGAUUGUAGCUAAUAUAUUUGAAGGGAUAGACAACCAAAGUCCUGCUAAAAAAUGGAAAUUGUCUUAUGUUGCUAUUCUUGGAGUUUUGGCCUUGAUUGCUCUGGCAUUGGAACUUCUCAGAUGGAUGAUAUUCCAUCAUAGUGCUGCACCAACCAGUGCCAUUGAGUAGACAUUCUUCUCCAUGAAUUCAUGUAUUUCUUCUUCCAGUAAUUUUUGUUUUUGUCACACUUUAUAUUUUAAUAAGAG